CAGCGGCUUAUAACGUGCGAGGCUGUACUCACUCCCUUUACUAUCGGCUCCUCUCUCUCCCUCUCUCUCUGUCUCACUCCUUAUGUCUCUCUCUCCGGUUGCGCAAUGUCUCCAUGAGGAAACCGUAAAGUGUUAAAUGUUUGAAAUACAAAACCGCCGAAUUUCACAUGCUGAAAAAGGACUCCGCUACUCGUGUGCGCGGCACUGGUGUGUCUGUGCAAUAGACUCUGCAAAGAAAAAACUACUCUGACGCGCCUGCAAGUCCGCGGCUGCAAAAGAAGGGACGCUGAAAAAGAAAAGACUCGGUUUUUUCCAGUUUCGAGACAAACGCUUUUUUUUGAAAAAAAGAAUCAAACUGGCUCACGUCCUUCCCAACCAACCCAGUUUGACAGCUGCGCUUCACCCCGUUUGGAGGACUGUCAGCAGCAAGAGGAUGGCAUCAGAGCUGGCAAUGAGCAACUCCGACCUGCCCACCAGUCCCCUGGCCAUGGAAUAUGUUAAUGACUUCGAUCUGAUGAAGUUUGAAGUGAAAAAGGAGCCGGUGGAGCCCGAUCGCAACAUCAGCCAGUGCAGUCGCCUUAUCGCCGGGGGAUCCUUGUCUUCCACCCCGAUGAGCACGCCGUGCAGCUCGGUGCCCCCUUCCCCAAGCUUCUCGGCACCCAGUCCGGGCUCGGGGAGCGAGCAGAAGACACACAUAGAGGAUUUCUACUGGAUGUCCGGUUAUCAACAGCAGUUGAAUCCAGAGGCGCUGGGCUUCAGCCCCGAAGACGCAGUCGAGGCGCUGAUCAACAGCAGCCACCAGCUCCAGUCCUUCGAUGGCUACGCCAGGGGCCAGCAGUUUGCUGGCGCAGCCGGAGCAGGAGGCACCAUGGCCGGGGAAGAGAUGGGGUCCGCGGCGGCCGUGGUAUCGGCAGUCAUCGCUGCGGCAGCCGCUCAGAACGGAGGGCAGCACCACCACCACCACCAUCACCACCACAGCAGCGGCCACCACCAGGCGCCCGGCGGCCAGUCCAACGGCACUUCUGGGACAAUUCACCCACACAUGCGCUUGGAUGAUCGGUUUUCGGACGAGCAGCUGGUCACCAUGUCAGUGCGGGAGCUCAACCGGCAGCUACGGGGGGUCAGCAAGGAAGAAGUGAUCCGAUUGAAACAGAAGAGGAGGACCCUAAAGAACAGAGGCUACGCGCAGUCCUGCCGGUACAAGCGGGUCCAGCAGCGGCACGUCCUGGAGGGAGAGAAGACGCAACUCAUACAGCAGGUCGACCAUCUAAAGCAGGAGAUCUCCAGGCUGGUCCGGGAGAGGGACGCGUACAAAGAAAAGUAUGAGAAGCUCAUCAGCAACGGCUUCAGAGAAAAUGGAUCCAGCAGCGACAACAACCCCUCAUCCCCGGAGUUUUUCAUGUGAGUCUCGACAUUAUCGUGAAAAAAGAAAGAAAGAAAGAAUAUCAGAUGAGUUACUCACCUCCGCUUACAAAAAGUUUUCAUUAUGAAACUUUUUUUUUUUUUCAUUUGGCUCAAAUGCCUCCUAGACCAAGAACUAAUUUGUCCACCUUUUUUGAUUUUUUUGUUUUCAUUUUCAUUUUGUACAUUCUUUCUGAAAACGAGAGUUUGCUCAAGUCUGCGACUGUUUUGUAGAUCUGGAGGAGCUUUUUGUCAUCCGCGUUCUUCAUUUCGCAGAGAGGCAUGAAACCAACUUUCAUCCACUUUUUUUUUUUCUUUUUGCUAUCACACUCAAGUUUAUCCUGCAUAAGCCUGUCUGUCGAGAUUUUUUCAUCGUUGCUCAUUAGAUUUGCGGUGUUUGAGUAAAAUAUGAUUUUUUAUUUUUUAAUUUUUGGAGAGUUGAUCCAACUUCAUGCCGCAGUGUGCGAAGUGUGCAUGCCAGCACUGAGCAGAGGCCUCUGAAGUUCAUCAACCUGCCCUGUUAUAUUUUUCAUUUUACUUGUUUUAACUCAGUGUACAGAUUCCUGUCAAACCUGCAUCCAUCGACAAUAUGUUUUUGGUCUUUAUUUUUUACUUUUACUUUUUUUUUUUUUUUUGUCUGUCAAACUUGGAGGAUUUGCGAGCCUGCCCGUUUGACGCCACCUCAUCUCAUUUUGCUUGUUAUUGUUAUUGAGCAACAAGAAAAGAAAGAAAAAAAGACUAUAUUCACGACAAACUAUUCAUUGUUUUUUUUUUCUUUUUUUUUCUUUUUUAAAGAGAUGUGUUAUUAAACUGCCCUGCAUGCUGGACAUGUAUGGUUUCUUCCCCCCCCCCCCUUUCUGUGCUUGAAGAUGGUCCUUUUUUGUCGGAUGACUCCAGCAUGGCAUUCUCCAUACUUCAUUUUAUGGCCUCCUCACUUUUUUGUUUUAAUUUUUAAUUUUUUUAUUUUUUAUUUUCGGACAACAACAAAAAAAAGUGACAGGACUUCCUUCCCACUCUUCCAACCAUACCCCCCUCCUCCACCUCCUCCUCCUCCUCCACCCAUUGUAAUCUAUACAAGUGCAUUUCAGCUGCGUUGAAGUGCACCACCACCAUCGGCUUGUCAUUAGACUGCAGUGAGUGAGUGCGCUAUGCAUUCCUGAUGGAAGUUGAUCGGCGGGGAUCCUGUGGUGCGAGAGAGAGGGAGAGCGAGAGGAGGGGGGGAGAGAGAUUGAAGGGGAGGAGGGUGUGUUGUGUGAAAGAAAAAAAAAAGACUUCAAUAUUAAGGAAACCAAACCUUCUCCGGAAGUUUAUCCAUGUUGUUUUAAAAAGCCUAUAACUGUUAUUUAAAGAUAUUUCACUCUGCAUUUGACAAAAUCCUUCUUUUUUUAUUUAAGUACAAAGUUGUUGUUUUUUUAUAAUGCAAAGUUGCAUCGUGCUACAGGUUGAAGCAUACAGAUGAGACUGCUGCAGGAAAGAAAAUAUCUUUUUAACAUUGUGUUUAGAGAAAUUGGCUCGGCUCCAGUUCUUACAAUGAGCAGUAUUGUGCAGUGCAUAAACAGCGCUUUUUUUUCUCUCCUUUUCUUUUGCAGCAUGUGCUUCAAAAACACAAGUGUGAGACACACACGUCAUUAUUGUUAUUCCCCCCUCCAAAAAAAGUAUCGUUGGAGGUGAUCAUACUCAAAUUGCCAUGCUCUUCGUGGGGGGGGCGGGGGGUAAAAAAAAAAUAAAAAUGUGGUUUUGGACUGAAAUGCACUAAAAGACAUAAAAUGAAGAAGAAAGAAAAAAGAUUCUCGCCUGUAAUAAAAUGUGGAAGUUAAAGGAAAAGUUGGUUUUCAUGCUCCGCAGCUCAAGAGAAAGGUAAAGUUUGACUCUCUGUUUAGACCUCGUGACGUUUUCUGAGGAGAGGCUGUUGUGUUGUCUCACACGAACUCGAUAUUUUUGCAAAGCAAUAACAAUUAUUAUUAUAAUCGAUGAUGUCUGGACAUUGUUAGAUCGUCAGGGAUUGACACCCUGCAUGUACAAAAAGAAAAAAAGGAAAAAAAAAACACAAGGGGAGAGAGACCCAUUCGCCAAUAAAACCUUGAGAGUAUGUUAAUUAAGCUUUCAUCUUAUAUAUAUAGUAUAUAUAUAUUUUGCUGUGCAAAAUUAUUUCACUCACUAACCAUAUGUGAUGUUCAUAUGUGCUCGUUUUUUUGUUUUUGUUUUUUCAUUUCAUACGAUUAAAUGAUAUGCAAUAAAUGUAUGUAAAUGUCUUCAA
Acanthopagrus latus (yellowfin seabream) is the source of this 3658-nucleotide messenger RNA. It is a transcript of the gene mafa, whose product is annotated as v-maf avian musculoaponeurotic fibrosarcoma oncogene homolog a (paralog a). Gene Ontology annotation, biological process: regulation of transcription by RNA polymerase II. The transcript has a single exon. NCBI's taxonomy places the organism in Eukaryota, Metazoa, Chordata, Actinopteri, Spariformes, Sparidae. Gene Ontology annotation, molecular function: RNA polymerase II cis-regulatory region sequence-specific DNA binding; DNA-binding transcription factor activity, RNA polymerase II-specific. The record is from RefSeq and is a predicted model, not a curated record. Gene Ontology annotation, cellular component: nucleus. Bases 434 to 1405 code for a protein of 323 amino acids.